Molecule: messenger RNA, 7250 nt
Organism: Phalacrocorax carbo (great cormorant)
Lineage: Eukaryota; Metazoa; Chordata; Aves; Suliformes; Phalacrocoracidae
Source: RefSeq, a predicted model, not a curated record
GGCGCCGGCACCGGGACCAUGUCGCUGCUUUGCGUCGGAGUUAAAAAGGCCAAGUUCGAUGGGCCCCAAGAGAAGUUUAACACCUAUGUGACACUGAAGGUGCAAAAUGUCAAGAGCACAACCAUCGCAGUGCGGGGCAACCUGCCCUCCUGGGAGCAGGACUUCAUGUUCGAGAUCAACCGGCUCGACCUGGGCCUGACGGUGGAGGUGUGGAACAAGGGGCUCAUCUGGGACACCAUGGUGGGAAUGGUGUGGAUCCCCCUCCGGACCGUCCAGCAGUCCAAUGAGGAGGGCCCUGGGGAAUGGCUCACGCUCGACUCCCAGGUCAUCAUGACCAACAAUGAGAUUUCAGGCACCAAGGACCCCACUUUCCACCGUAUCCUCCUUGACACCCGCUUCGAGCUGCCGCUGGAUAUUCCCGAGGAGGAGGCCAGGUAUUGGGCCAAGAAGCUGGAGCAGCUCAAUGCCAUGCGGGACCAGGACGAUUACACCUUCCAGGAGGAACAAGAAAAGCCUCUGCCCGUUCACAGCUCCCAGUGCUGUAACUGGAAUUAUUUUGGCUGGGGAGAACAGCAGAACGAUGACCCCGACAGCACGGUGGAUGACCGGGACAGUGAUUACCGCAGCGAGACCAGCAACAGCAUCCCACCGCCAUAUUACACCACCUCCCAGCCCAACGCCUCCGUCCACCAGUACCCCAUGAGGCACCAGCAGCAGAGCUCCCAUGACUCCUACACUGACUCCAUGCAGAGUUAUGAGAUGGACUACUCAGACCAGCAUCCCAUCAGCCCCACAGGGAGCAGCCACUAUGCCUCGUCAGCCGAGCUGAGCCAGGGCAGCUCCCAGCUGAGCGAGGACUUCGAGAACGAGAGCCUGCGGGACUCAGAGCUGGAUGAGCGGGACGGCGACUCCUACCACUCCUGCCACAGCUCCGUCAGCUACCGCAAGGACUCGCCCCACUGGGAAGAGGAGGACGAUGACCUCUAUCUGGAGGAGGAGGAAGAGUUCAAUGAGGACUACAGCGAGAAUGAGGAAGGCUACCCCAAGGAGGAGGAGGACCUUCGGCAGCAGGGCACCUACAAAACCCCUGAGCAUGAUGCGUACCCCCCACUGCAGAAACCCCCUGGGCAGCAGCAGCAACAAGUCCCGCAGCAGCAGCAGCAACCGCAGCUGGUCCCACAGCUGAAACCGCAGCAGCAGGAGAGGAAGGAGAAGAAAGAGGAAAGGAAGGAGGAGAAGGACACCUCUGUCCCCCCAGAAACCCCAGAGGCCCUCCAGGCCCAGCGGGGAGUGGACGAAGCUCCCCUGCAAGAGGCGGCCCCCAAGCCUGAGCCCCCAAAACUGGCUGAGAGGGAGCAAAUAGAGGCAGAGGUGCAGGACCCCAAAGCACGAGCCAAAGCCAACUGGUUGAGAGCCUUCAACAAGGUCUGCAUGCAGCUGCAGGAGGCCUGCGGAGAAGGCAAUGGAGAAGCUAAAUCCCUGUGGUUCAAAGGCGGGCCUGGUGGCGGGCUGAUCAUUAUAGACAGCAUGCCGGACAUAUGCAAGCGAAAACCCAUCCCCCUAGUUAGUGAUUUGGCAAUGUCCCUGGUCCAGUCCAGGAAAGCAGGAAUCACAUCCGCGCUGGCCUCGAGCACAUUGAACAAUGAGGAGCUGAAAAACCAUGUUUACAAGAAGACUCUGCAAGCCUUAGUGUACCCCAUCUCCUGCACGACGCCCCACAACUUUGAGGUGUGGACAGCCACCACCCCCACCUACUGCUACGAGUGUGAGGGGCUGCUCUGGGGCAUUGCCCGGCAGGGCAUGCGCUGCGCCGAGUGCGGCGUCAAGUGUCACGAGAAGUGCCAGGACCUGCUCAAUGCCGACUGCCUGCAGAGGGCGGUGGAGAAGAGCUCCAAGCAUGGAGCGGAGGACCGGACCCAGAAUAUUAUCAUGGUGCUCAAGGACCGCAUGAAGAUCCGGGAGCGCAACAAGCCAGAGAUAUUUGAGCUGAUUCAGGAGGUGUUUGGGGUGACCAAGACCACACACACACAGCAGAUGAAGGCCAUGAAGCAGAGCGUCCUGGACGGCACCUCCAAAUGGUCGGCCAAGAUCAGCAUCACGGUCGUUUGUGCCCAGGGCCUGCAAGCAAAGGAUAAGACAGGUUCCAGUGACCCGUAUGUCACUGUCCAGGUUGGAAAGACAAAAAAAAGGACUAAAACUAUCUACGGCAAUCUCAAUCCAGUCUGGGAGGAGAAUUUCCAUUUCGAGUGCCAUAACUCCUCCGACCGCAUCAAGGUCCGCGUCUGGGACGAAGACGAUGACAUUAAGUCCCGUGUCAAGCAGCGCUUCAAGAGGGAGUCUGAUGACUUCCUGGGCCAGACAAUCAUCGAGGUCCGGACCCUGAGUGGGGAGAUGGAUGUCUGGUACAACCUCGACAAGCGGACAGACAAGUCAGCUGUAUCAGGAGCCAUCCGGCUGCACAUCAGCGUGGAGAUCAAAGGCGAGGAGAAGGUGGCUCCCUACCAUGUACAGUACACUUGCCUGCAUGAGAACCUCUUCCACUUUGUGACGGAUUUGCAAAACAAUGGGGUGGUGAAAAUCCCUGAUGCCAAGGGGGAUGACGCCUGGAAGGUGUACUUUGACGAAACGGCGCAGGAGAUCGUGGAUGAGUUUGCCAUGCGCUAUGGGGUGGAGUCCAUCUACCAGGCCAUGACGCAUUUUGCCUGUCUUUCCUCCAAAUACAUGUGCCCGGGUGUGCCAGCAGUGAUGAGUACCCUGCUAGCCAACAUUAAUGCCUACUAUGCCCAUACCACGGCUUCCACCAAUGUCUCAGCCUCUGACCGCUUUGCCGCUUCCAAUUUCGGGAAGGAGCGGUUUGUCAAACUCCUCGACCAGCUGCACAACUCACUGCGGAUCGACCUCUCCAUGUACCGGAACAACUUCCCUGCCAGCAGUCCCGAACGGCUGCAGGAUCUCAAAUCCACGGUGGAUUUGCUGACCAGCAUUACUUUCUUUCGGAUGAAGGUCCAGGAACUGCAGAGCCCACCCCGAGCCAGCCAGGUGGUGAAGGACUGCGUGAAAGCCUGCCUCAACUCCACCUAUGAGUACAUCUUCAACAACUGUCAUGAGCUGUACAGUCGCGAGUACCAGACGGACCCGACUAAGAAAGGCGAGGUGCCCCCUGAGGAACAAGGCCCCAGCAUCAAAAACCUGGACUUCUGGUCCAAGCUCAUCACCCUGAUAGUCUCCAUUAUAGAGGAGGACAAGAACUCCUACACACCCUGCCUGAACCAGUUCCCCCAGGAACUGAACGUGGGGAAGAUCAGUGCCGAGGUGAUGUGGAACCUCUUUGCUCAGGACAUGAAGUAUGCGAUGGAGGAGCAUGACAAGCACCGCCUGUGCAAGAGUGCGGACUACAUGAACCUGCACUUCAAGGUGAAGUGGCUGUACAACGAGUACGUCACCGAGCUGCCUUCCUUCAAGAGCCGUGUGCCUGAGUACCCUGCCUGGUUCGAGCCCUUUGUUAUCCAAUGGCUGGAUGAGAAUGAAGAGGUGUCACGGGAUUUCCUGCAUGGAGCGCUGGAGCGGGACAAGAAGGAUGGGUUCCAGCAGACGUCGGAGCACGCACUCUUCUCUUGCUCUGUGGUGGAUGUCUUCUCCCAGCUCAACCAGAGCUUCGAGAUCAUCAAGAAGCUUGAGUGUCCUGACCCCCAGAUUGUUGGGCACUACAUGCGGAGGUUUGCCAAGACCAUCAGCAAUGUGCUACUCCAGUAUGCUGAGAUAAUCUCCAAUGAUUUUGCCUCAUACUGCUCCAAGGAGAAGGAGAAAGUGCCCUGCAUCCUGAUGAACAACAUCCAGCAGCUCCGUGUCCAGCUUGAGAAGAUGUUUGAAGCCAUGGGUGGGAAGGAGCUGGACACAGAAGCCAGUGAUAUCCUCAAGGAACUGCAGGUGAAACUCAACAAUGUCCUGGAUGAGCUGAGCCGAGUCUUUGCCACCAGUUUCCAGCCGCACAUCGAGGAGUGUGUGAAGCAGAUGGGCGACAUCCUGGGCCAGGUGAAGGGCACUGGCAAUGUCCCCGCCAGCACCUGCAGCAGCGUUGCGCAGGAUGCUGACAACGUCCUGCAGCCCAUCAUGGACCUCCUAGACAGCAACCUGAUGCUCUUUGCCAAGAUCUGCGAGAAGACAGUGCUGAAGCGGGUGCUGAAGGAGCUCUGGAAGCUGGUGAUGAACAUGAUGGAGAAGACUAUUGUCCUGCCCCCGCUUACUGACCAGACGAUGAUUGGCACACUCUUGAGAAAGCAUGGCAAGGGGACAGAGAAGAGCAGGGUGAAGCUGCCCAGUCACACUGAAGGCACGCAGAUGAUUUUCAGUGCAGCCAAGGAGCUGGGACAGCUCUCCAAGCUGAAGGACCACAUGGUUCGGGAGGAAGCCAAGAGCCUGACUCCAAAGCAAUGUGCCGUGGUGGAGCUGGCACUGGACACCAUCAAGCAAUACUUCCAUGCUGGUGGCGUGGGGCUGAAGAAGACAUUCCUGGAGAAGAGCCCUGACCUGCAGUCGCUGCGCUAUGCCCUGUCCCUCUACACCCAGGCCACUGACCUCCUCAUCAAAACCUUUGUGCAGACCCAGGCUUCGCAGGGCUCUGGUGUGGAUGACCCUACUGGGGAGGUGUCCAUUCACGUGGAGCUCUUCACCCACCCUGGCACCGGUGAACACAAAGUCACUGUCAAAGUGGUGGCUGCGAACGACCUCAAAUGGCAGACGUCGGGCAUCUUUCGGCCCUUCAUUGAGGUCAACAUCAUUGGGCCCCACCUCAGUGGCAAGAAGAGGAAAUUUGCCACCAAAUCCAAGAACAACAGCUGGGCCCCCAAGUACAAUGAGAGCUUCCAGUUCACGCUGGGGACAGAGACAGGCCCUGAGUGCUAUGAGCUGCAGGUGUGUGUGAAGGAUUACUGCUUCGCCCGGGAGGACCGGACAGUGGGCAUCGCUGUCCUGCAACUCCGUGAUAUCCUGCAGCGACCUGGCUGCGCCUGCUGGCUGCCCUUGGGCCGCCGCAUCCACAUGGAUGACACUGGCCUCACCGUCCUCCGCAUCCUCUCCCAACGCAACAAUGACGAGGUGGCCAAGGAGUUCGUCAAGCUCAAGUCGGACACACGCUCGGCUGAGGAGGGCAGCAGUUAAACCCCUUCUGCCCCCCCCAGCCCUCUCCCCAACUCCUGGCCCCUUUUCUACAGCAUCCUCCAGCCAUGUAUAAGCCAUAAGAGCAGCCACAGGAGGAGUCUCCUUCCUGACUCCAGUGUGGGUGAGGGGGAUGUGGCUGCAGUGACAGACCCUCCCUGUCCCUCCCUUGACCAGACUGACUGGGUGACAGUGGUGUAGAGCAUGGCCAUACCCCCAUCCCACCCCGAUGGGAAAGGUGCUGCAGGGAAGGGCUGGAGCCCAGACUGGGUGAUGGGACAGAUCUGCCCCUUCCCAGACUGUCUGAGAUGGAGGAACCCAAAUGGCCCAUCCCUGACCUCAUCCAGUGAGACAAGGAAAGGGCUGGAGGGGGUGGGGGAUAGUGUCUCAUUCCACCCAGUGCUGUUGGUGAGUGGCUGGCACAGCACAAUGGCCCCUUGUCCACAUCCAUUGAGCAUCACUGGGCACCCUGAAGGACAGGGAGGCUCCUACCCGCUGAGCACCCUGUAUGUAUGUAAAUAGCUGUACAUAUACAGGGCAGCUGGAUGAUACUUCUGUGUCCUGCACCCAGAAGGGCUAUAGGGGCUGUUUGGUUGGUGGGUGCAGCCCAUGCAUGCCCCGCACAGGGUCCACUCCCUGGCUGGCAGUGGCAUCACUGGGGCUGGGAGCAGCAGGGAGCAACCCUCAAUCCCUAUCUUGUCUUCCCUGCCUUGCUGCCACUGUGGGCUACCCCACUGCUGCCCCCCAGGGUUCCAGGUCUUGGAGGUGAGGGCUGGGGGCACUGGAGCAGAGGGACCCAUCUCCCUUUGCUCUGGCCAGUGGGGACCAGCCAUCCCUGUGCAGUGCAGCAGCGCCCAUGGGACCUCCUUGGCACAAGCAAGACACUUCCCACCCCCAACCCAGAGGACCCCCCCAAUUUCCCAUUAACCACCAUUUCUGCGUGAUCAGUGGGGCAUCUCCUGUGAAUGCCCAGGAGGCCAGGGUGUAUGGUAUCGGGGAUGGCCACCCCAGGUGGCCAGUUUGCCCUAAGUACUGGGGAAGACAGAGGCCUGAUGACCCCACAAGUCAAUAUACUUCUCUCAGCCCCCUCCCCAGCUCAAAACAGGGUACUCCGACUGGCCCCCUGUGGUCCUUUUUCUAUAAGGUUUGCCUGGGACCAAAGGGUCUAGCUUUCCUCUCUCAUUUCUGUUCAAUGUUUACACCCCUUUUCUAACUGCUGCUCCUGCAUGGCCAGGCUGGGGCUCAGCCCUGCACCCCCUGACUGUGGUGCCCCUGGCCCUGUGCCACCUCCCCAAACCCUCCUGUUUGGCAUGUUAUUGAACCAACCAAUUCUGCUCCUGUAGCACGCCUCACUGAUGCCUGUGUGUCUGUACCACCCCGUGUGGCACUGCUGGCAGCGGCUACCAUGGAUGCAUGACAGUGAGAUGUUUUGAACCUUUUUGAAUUUUUUUUGGCUCUGUAAAAAUAUUUUAUUAUAACUGAAAUUAAAAAGCACACCCUUCACUGUGCCUGCUGUGGGGGUGUGGGAGGGCAGGCACCCAGGGACUCGUCAACCCCACUCCCACCCUAAUGCAGCACUUGCAACUUUAAGGUUAACACCAAGGAUAAAUAGCCCAGAGACACUGUACCAACUCUGUCUGCACUCAGCAUCUGGAAAGGGCUGCUCUUCAGUGCACUCACCCUUUGCAAAGUCCAGAGCUUAAAUGGAACUGGGGUUCCAUUUAACUGGGGUUAAAUGGAACUGGGACAGACCUGUCCCAAGAAUUGACGCUCUAGUCUCAAUCACCAUGCUGCAAACUCCCAGGCAUGGGAGUGACUAGAAACCACCAACAUGGCCCCAUCAAGGGCAAACCCAUGCCUCACUAAACUAGCGGCCUUCCACAAUGGAGUGACUGCAUCAGUGGACAAGGGAAGAGCUUCAGAUAUCAUUUACCUGGACUUCUGUAAGGCUUUUGACACAGUCCCCAAAACAUUCUUGCCACAAAAUUGGAGUGAUAAGGAUUUGAUAAAUCUGGGGCCCUGGUCCCCAACAGAGAGACCUGGGGCUUUUGCUGGCUUUUUCCUGGGGCCUGGGCAGGGGCCUGCUUCUCUCCAGG